GUGCAUCGUCACCGAGGAGCCGAACGCCACACUCUGGUCCUUCCUGCAGUGGAGACAAAAACUGAAGUCGAGAAAGAAGCACGACAACGCCCAGCUGCUGACCGGUGUGAUCUUUAAGGGAACCACGAUCGGGAUGGCACCGCUGGAGGGGAUGUGCAGCCUGGAGAACUCUGGAGGCAUCAACGUGGAUCACUCGGAGCUCUCCAUCGGAGCCGCCGCUACGAUGGCCCACGAGAUCGGACACAACUUCGGGAUGAGCCACGACCACGAUGGCUGCUGCGUGGAGGCCACCGCUGAGCAGGGAGGCUGCGUGAUGGCCGCCGCCACAGGGCAUCCGUUCCCUCGCGUCUUCAGCCGCUGCAGCAAGCGUGACCUGGACAGUUACUUCCAGAAGGGAGGGGGAUGUGUCU
This is a messenger RNA of Labrus bergylta (ballan wrasse), 410 nucleotides long. NCBI's taxonomy places the organism in Eukaryota, Metazoa, Chordata, Actinopteri, Labriformes, Labridae. The record is from RefSeq and is a predicted model, not a curated record.